AUGAAGGAAUUAAUUGUGCAAUUUCUGAAGGAACAACCACGAGACAAUGAUCUCCAACUGAAAGUGGACGACAUGGUAAUCCUAAACGAGAAAGAGUACUUUGUGGAUCACAAGAAGACCAGCCAUGGGACUGUACGAAGAAUGGCUGCUCUUUGCUGCAUUGGUAAUUCAGAUAUUUGUGACGCAUUAAUUGCAUUGAAUUGGGAAUUCCUUAAUGAACUGGCCUACCAAGGACUGGUGUUAGUGUUGCUCAAACCCAUGCAAUCUCAGACUGGAUCUCGAAUUUAG
Messenger RNA from Rodentolepis nana, 288 nucleotides. Lineage: Eukaryota; Metazoa; Platyhelminthes; Cestoda; Cyclophyllidea; Hymenolepididae. The record is from the annotation of a GenBank genome assembly.